Messenger RNA from Cutaneotrichosporon oleaginosum, 2433 nucleotides. RefSeq lists its product as uncharacterized. Gene Ontology annotation, cellular component: 90S preribosome; nucleolus; preribosome, small subunit precursor. NCBI's taxonomy places the organism in Eukaryota, Fungi, Basidiomycota, Tremellomycetes, Trichosporonales, Trichosporonaceae. Gene Ontology annotation, molecular function: RNA binding. Gene Ontology annotation, biological process: endonucleolytic cleavage in 5'-ETS of tricistronic rRNA transcript (SSU-rRNA, 5.8S rRNA, LSU-rRNA); endonucleolytic cleavage to generate mature 5'-end of SSU-rRNA from (SSU-rRNA, 5.8S rRNA, LSU-rRNA); endonucleolytic cleavage in ITS1 to separate SSU-rRNA from 5.8S rRNA and LSU-rRNA from tricistronic rRNA transcript (SSU-rRNA, 5.8S rRNA, LSU-rRNA). The record is from RefSeq and is a predicted model, not a curated record.
CCAGCCAUGCCGAAGGAACAGAUCCGCAAGCGCGGCAAGCGCAAGCCCAAGACAGAGCAGGAGUCUGCUCCGGUGACUGCUUCAGUGCCGACCUUCGCUGCUCCAGUUCCUGCUGCCGAGCCAGCGCAGGAGGCGGCGCAUGGCGGCAUUCACCCUUCUCGUCUUCAGUUCCUCAAAACUGGCCAGCGACCAGCGCCUCCACCCCGGCCUGAAGGGGAAGCCGAGGGCGAGCCAGCCGGAGAAGAAGAGGGCGUGGCGGACUGGACGCGUGGACCGCGACACGACUCCGAGUUCCCAUUCGGCGUGCUUGACCCCGAUGUCAAGGCGUACUUCCGCAAUGUUGAGGAUCAGAUCAAGGAUUGGGAGGGCGUGGGGAGCGUGGGAGAGGAGCGAGAAGAUCGCCAGCUGUUCCUAACGUCGGUGCUGUCUGAAUUGCGAGGGCACGAGCUGCAAGUCUCGACCGAUCCCGACGUCGCGGUCGUGUUCGAGCGCCUUCUGCCAUCCCUCAACGACUGGGGGCGGCGAGUUGUUGGAGACGCAGUUGGGGAGAACUGGGAGACGCUCAUUCGGCAUCGCUUCGGGAGCCACGUUGCGCAGACGUGGCUCACGCUUGCCGCGGGCACACUGGACCGCGAGGCGCGUAACAUCUACCCCCCACAACAUAUCAAGCAACAGAAGGAGAGGGACACCGUUGAGGGUGUUCUCCCUACCAUGGCCGAGCUCACCGCCACCGUCGUCCGGUGCCUACAGCCGACGCUUCCCGCGCUGUUGACGCAGGCGCACGCAUCGCCAAACGUCCGCCUGCUCUUGCUCGUGUUGACGCCGGACCGCGCACUGCCAUCUCUUGACGCGCGCGAGGGCGGUGCCGAUCUUGUCCGCUCCAAGCGCUCCGGGAAGUGGCGUAAGGGGCAGGGCGUGCAGGGCAAGAGCAUCCUGGGCGACGAGCCUGCGACUGCUGAGAAGCGUGCCGUUCCCGAGCCGGUAGUUGCGCUGCGCCGGGAAAUCCGUGAGGGGCUCAUGGAGCGGAUCGCCCCGGUCGAGUGGCAGGGCAUGGGCGUGAGCGCGGUGGGCGGUCCCGCUGUGCAGCUCCUCCUGCACUGCGAGGUCGAGGAUGGCGCGGUGGCCGAGGGCUCGCUCUUCGAUAUUCUCACUGAGGGACUAGUGGGCGCCGUCGAGCGCAAAAAGGAAGCCAAGAAGGACAAGGACGGCAAGAAGGAGAAGAUCAAGCCCCAGCCUUACCUCUCCGCGCAGGUCGUCAGCCAAACGGGCACACGCCUGCUGGAAGCCCUGCUGACGCUGGCGCCGAAGCGCGUUUUCAAGGCUAUCUGGAAGACAUACUUCACCGGGAAGCUCGGCAAGCUCGCCGCGCACCCGUACGCAAACUAUGCUGUGGCGGCGGGCAUCGGGCGCCUGGACGCCGCGGGCAUGCAGGAGGCCAUCUCAGAGAUCCAAGGCAGUUCGGGUGGGCGCGGCCUCGUAAAGACUGGCCGCACGGCGGCGCUGCUGGCGCUCGCCCGCCGCGCCGCCUCGCUUCCCGACACCAUCCCGGCCGUCGAGGGCCUCGUGAUCAGCGCCCUGGACCUCGGGUCGGAAACUGCCAUGCUCGUGCCGUGCAUGCUGGCGAUGAAGACCAGACCAGUAUAUGUCGCGCUGCUCGCAGGCGAGGACGCACCCGACUCGGACUCGGAGGACAUCGAGAAGGACGAGGACGCGGAAGCGCUCGCGGCGGCCAAGGCGCGCCGCUCGGCAUGGGAGAACCGCCGCGAGCGGCGCGGCGGCAAGCUCGACCCCUCCCUCCCCGGCUGCUUGGUACUGCAGGCCCUCGUCGCCCUGCCGUCGACGGCCACGCUCGACAGCCUCCUCUCCCAGUCGGCCGACACGCUGCUCGCGUACGCGUCGUCCCCCAUCGCCUCGCACCUUCUAGACAGGGUCCUCACCGCACCCGCCGUGCAGGCCAAGUACCGCCGCAAGCUCAUGCUCGCGCUUAUGGGGCAGUACGAGGUGCUCGCGCAGGACCGGUUGGGGUCGCGCGUCGCGGACACGGUGUGGGCCACCGCGGACGGGUUUAUGCGUGAGAAGAUCGCCAAGUCGCUCAUUCCGCAUGCGACCGCCCUCGGGAAUAGCCAGUACGGGCGCUUCUUCGCGCGCAAGCUCGACCUGCAUCUCCUCCAGCGGCGGCCGGAUGAGUGGCGCGAAAGCGUGCUGGGUGUGAGGCACCACUUCGCCCACCAGAAGGACGAGGUGCCGCCCCCAGCCCCACAGCCCCAGGAAGAGAGUGAGGAAAGGAAAAAGCGCAAGGAGAAGAAGCGCGAGCGCGACGAGAUCGACGACGUGUUUGCCGCCGUUGAGAAGAAGCGCAAGCACAAGAGCAAGUAGACUGGUACCGGGGCUUCAUAGACUAUGCACUGUAUAACAGCAUGAGAAUUGGUGGCG